UUGAUGGUGGUGAUUGUUCUCGGGGAUUUGAGUAUAUAAGGGAUCUGAGAGCAAAUGGUGGCAUCUCACUACAGCUCUGGACUUCAGAUAGUUCAGUGGGUAUUGAAUCAGUUUUUAAAAAGAAUUCUUUUUAAAUCAACAUGAAGGCUUUUGUGCUUGCUGCUGCCGCUAUUUCCAGUGUCGUCGCUGACCCUUCCUCCGGUUACGGCCGUGGAAUCGCUUCUCACCCUGGUGGCGCCACUUCUUACGUGAGCAACUCCGUCUGGGGCCUUGGCAAGCGAUCUGCUGAUGCUGAGCCCGGCUAUGGUUAUGGACCCGGAAUUGCUUCUCACCCCGGUGGUGCCACCUCUUAUGUCGGCCGUACUGUCUGGGGAUUCCCCCGUGGCAAGCGGUCUGCUGAGGCUGACGCUUAUGGUUAUGGUGGCUAUGCUGCCCAUCCCUAUGGUGGUUCUUCUUAUGUUGGCCGCACUGUCUGGGGUCUAGGCAAGCGAUCUGCUGAUGAGGAGCCCAAGAAGGCCGAGAAGUCUGAUGACGACAAGGCUCUUGCCCAACAUCCCAAUGGCGCCACUUCUUUCGUUGGAAACACCGUCUGGGGAUUCAGAGAUCUUGAGAAGCGUGAAGCCGAGCCUGGUUAUGGUCGUGGUUAUGGAUAUGCUGCCCAUCCUUAUGGUGGUUCUUCUUAUGUCGGCCGCACUGUCUGGGGUCUUGGCAAGCGAUCUGCUGAUGCUGAGCCCGGCUAUGGUUAUGGACCCGGAAUUGCUUCUCACCCCGGUGGUGCCACCUCUUAUGUCGGCCGUACUGUCUGGGGAUUCCCCCGUGGCAAGCGGUCUGCUGAGGCUGACGCUUAUGGUUAUGGUGGCUAUGCUGCCCAUCCCUAUGGUGGUUCUUCUUAUGUUGGCCGCACUGUCUGGGGUCUAGGCAAGCGAUCUGCUGAUGAGGAGCCCAAGAAGGCCGAGAAGUCUGAUGACGACAAGGCCCUUGCCCAACACCCCAAUGGCGCUACUUCUUUCGUUGGAAACACCGUCUGGGGAUUCAGAGAUCUUGAGAAGCGCGAUGCCGAGCCUGGUUACGGUUAUGGUGGAUAUGGACGUGGUUAUGGCCGUGGAUACGGUUAUGGUCAUGGAUAUGGAUACUACGGUUAAGAAACAACUUUUACCCUCUGUACCUUUGAUGUCUCACCGUUGACACCAUCUCGCACUUUUUUUGGAAAGAAGAAUCAGUCCCCUUGACAGGGACCAGACGAGUAGAUCCAAACACAGUGGAUCUUCAUUCCAGUAACUGUCAGAAUAAAAGCUCAAAAACCUCUCA
Tigriopus californicus is the source of this 1308-nucleotide messenger RNA. RefSeq names its product fibroin heavy chain-like. The transcript has 2 exons. Bases 141 to 1142 code for a protein of 333 amino acids. The record is from RefSeq and is a predicted model, not a curated record. NCBI's taxonomy places the organism in Eukaryota, Metazoa, Arthropoda, Copepoda, Harpacticoida, Harpacticidae.